AUGGCUGAACGUAGCCAUGGCUGCAGACGUGGCGAUGCUCGUGGCGACGAUCGUGGUGAGGGACGUGGAGAUCUCCCAAACAAAGAGGCAGCACAACAGCAUGAUCUAAGCGACAUUGAGAACGAUGAUCCGAGACAACAGGGUCACAGGAUCUCUCUUGACGGCAUUUUAAUUCUACGUGGGGGUGGGAACAAGAAACUGAUAGAAGAGAGGUGCGAGCAGUUAACAACUGUCGUUGAGAAGAUUAGUGCAAUGUUUCAUAAGGAGAAAGCACAAUUGUCAAAGUUGUCUGGUAGUGUUACGGUACUCAAGGUUGGAGGAGCGAGUGAAACAGAAGUUGGAGAAAUUUUGAAUGGAUUAAGAUGCUAUUUCAACAAAGCAGACUUGAUUGGCUUUAGUGGUGGUAAGACAACAUUGUCAGAUGAUGAGACGAUGGAAUAA
Salvia hispanica is the source of this 441-nucleotide messenger RNA. The record is from RefSeq and is a predicted model, not a curated record. Lineage: Eukaryota; Viridiplantae; Streptophyta; Magnoliopsida; Lamiales; Lamiaceae.